UGGUCUAUUCGUUUUAACUAGAAAAUACGUAUUUUAAAAAAAGAAAGGUAAUUUUACAGCUGUUGACAUGCGUUGUCUCAUAUUCGCCAGUCAACACCAGUUGCCAGCAGCCUUCCUAUCCCGAUUUCUCCCUCACGCAACCAGUCUCGAUCCUUUUUAUCGGUAUCUCAUCAACUAAUGUCCCGCACCUGAGGUUAUUCAGCCUCGGACACGCCUCCCAAUCACUACAAGCAUGUUAUACAGAACAUGUCUGCUGAUAGCUUUGGGAUUACUGCGUUUGCUGCGCCUAGAAACGUUUGACAUGCUUGGAAGACUGACGAGGUGCCGCUCUAGAAACGGGAAAAAGAAAUGUCUGCGGUAUUUCCGGUAGACCUUUCCCAGUAAACAUUGACAAGCAAAGGAACAAGGAAGUUAAGAAGUUGAGGUUUUCACAAGCGAUAGUUUAUCGAUUACUGAGCAGUCGCCAGGCUGUACUAGAAGCGAUAUACAGGGAUAUGUCGCGAGUGGGUAAUCCUAAUUAGUGCAAGAAAUCGAUAUAUAUAUCUUUUUUUUUUAUUUUUAUUUUAUUUCUUUAUUUUUUAUUUUUUUAAAGCGAGUACUCGCUACUGACAAAUUCCUCACCAUGAGCGAACCGAGCCGUAGAAUCUGCAAAAUAGUUCUUCGGAUUUUUAGCCAGUUGCUUUGGCUUGCUGCUCUAGUGAUAGCCCUAAGUGGUAUUUUCCUCCUGAUUAAUUUCAAGCACUACCGACUGUUCUUCGAGGAUGAAUACAUCAUCCUUCCAGCACUCCUGGCUGUCAUAGCGGCCUUGUUUCUUCUUGCUGCUGGUAUUGCUGGCUGUUGUGCAUCAGAGAAAGAAUCGCCAUGUCUUCAGGGCAUUUUUGUGUAUUUUCUCAUCAUCGUGUUUUGCUUGGAAGCAACUGCAGCAACUUUAUCUUAUAUCAACGUUGAAAAGAUGGGAUCGGAGCUGGCUCCGUUUGAGAGGGUCUUUCACCAGUACAAUGGCAGCAGCAAGGACCCUGAUACACAGGCUGUGGAUUUCUUACAAAAAGAGCUCCAUUGCUGCGGAUUGCAUGGCUUCCAGGACUGGCAGACAAGCCCAUGGUUUAAUGAGAGCGGGCACACCAGGGUACCGCUCAGCUGCUGCAACUCGACUUUCACCAACUGCACCGGAAGUGUUGACCAGCUGGGACUGCUCUUUACAAAGGGCUGCCAGGGGAAGCUGGAAAAUGUUCUGUCGUUCAUUCUGCAUUUAAUACUCUGGUCUUCGGUAGGUGCGGCUGGGAUUCAGGUUGUGGGGCUCGUCAGUGUGUCUGUACUAAUGAGAGAGUCCCCGCUGCAGGAAUAUCGAAUCUUGGACAGAGAUCCCUUUUCCUAAAUCAUGGUGAAUGCAGGGACAGCAUCGCCCUUCAUCCCUUCAAACACAAUGGCGAUGUAUAUCAUGAGGAAGUGUUGUAAAUGUGUUUAAAUAGGUUUCAAAUUACUGUGUAAUAUUAUUGGGCUUUCAUCAUGCUACAACCCACUGAUUCCUGCUGGCUUGUGCAGUUUGUCUUUAUGCAGGGCAGCACAGUAGCAAUUUUAUGGUAUAUAUUAAAAAAACAUACUGAUUA
Messenger RNA from Polyodon spathula (Mississippi paddlefish), 1607 nucleotides. RefSeq names its product tetraspanin 37 (gene tspan37). The transcript has 7 exons. NCBI's taxonomy places the organism in Eukaryota, Metazoa, Chordata, Actinopteri, Acipenseriformes, Polyodontidae. Bases 623 to 1375 code for a protein of 250 amino acids. Gene Ontology annotation, cellular component: membrane. The record is from RefSeq and is a predicted model, not a curated record.